AUCACUAAAAAGAAAUAUAGGGUUGAUCAUUUCACCAACCACUCAUAAUGGAAGGAGACGGUACUGAAAAUUCAAACUCUAAAGAUUCCAAGUCUUUUUCGGGAAUUCCUGAAGCAAUAUUUGUUGAUAAUGUUGAUAAAUUUAUGAGUCUACCUGAGAAUUCCGGAGGAGUUGAUAAAGUGCUUCGGAAGUUGGAUGAACAACAUGGCAAAUAUAAGUUUAUGGAAUAUACUUUAGCUACAAAAAGGAGACGUCUUCGUCAGCAAAUACCAGAUUUAGAUAGAUCACUAGAAAUGAUUGAAAAAUUAAAAACUCAAUCCGAGGCAAUGAACACACAAUUUUUACUUAGUGACCUGGUUUUUGUUAAGGCUAAUAUUCCACCAACAAAGACAGUAUAUUUAUGGCUUGGUGCUAAUGUUAUGCUGGAGUAUUCACUAGAAGAUGCUGAGAUAUUACUGACCUCUAAUAUGGCUACUGCAAAAAAGAACUUGGAAUGUGUGGAACAUGAUUUAGACUUCCUUAGGGAUCAAUGGACUACUACAGAAGUCAAUAUGGCAAGAGUUUAUAACUGGGAUGUAAAAAGGAGACAGGCUGCCAAAGCAUCUAGCAAAUAAACAUUACAUAUGUAGCACAAUAACACAACACAGUAUGCUAUUUUAAUCUGCCGGGCUUUAAUAAUAAUUUUAUACUCAAUAAUAUAAUAACAAAUUCUGAU
Diatraea saccharalis (sugarcane borer) is the source of this 715-nucleotide messenger RNA. The record is from the annotation of a GenBank genome assembly. NCBI's taxonomy places the organism in Eukaryota, Metazoa, Arthropoda, Insecta, Lepidoptera, Crambidae.